Messenger RNA from Xenopus laevis (African clawed frog), 4086 nucleotides. Its product is annotated as oocyte zinc finger protein XlCOF6-like. Bases 255 to 3311 code for a protein of 1018 amino acids. Lineage: Eukaryota; Metazoa; Chordata; Amphibia; Anura; Pipidae. The transcript has 7 exons. The record is from RefSeq and is a predicted model, not a curated record.
GAUUGGACAAAUAUCCUGGGCUGGACCAGAACUCGUUAUGUAAUCUGAUUGGGACAGAGUUUCUCCCACAGAGGCCGAGCUCAAAUAUGUCAGUGUUUUCUCCCAUUCACAAUGUAACUGAGAAUUGACUCACUGAGAAUUGUCCCCUGCUGCUCCCUGUAACUCCCUGUAACUCCCUUCUACUGUGUCCCUGACAUUCCCAUCCCCUGUACUCACAUCUCCAGCCUCAUCUACUGGUUUCAGAUUCUCCAGAGAUGGAAACAAGGAGGUUAGAGGGGAAAUGGGAGAAUGAAGAGCCGGACACUGAGGAUCCUCUGGACACAAUAAAGAGGGAAAUGGAUCCCGUUCCUGGGGCCGGUUCCCCAGAGACACAAGUAGAAAUGUUACAGAUAAAGAUAAAAGAAGAAGAUUCAGAUUCUGUAGAUCAUCAGAACCCAAAGGAAAGCUGUACAGCACCACUAACAAAUGGGGCUUCCCCAGAGCCACAAGCACAAAUCUUCCAGAUAAAGAUAGAGAAGGUGGAUGUAGAGUCGGAAGAUCAGAAGAACCCAAGUGAAUGUUCAGCAGUUGUACUUUCUGGUUUGGCUUCCCCAGAGCCACAACUAGAAAUAUUACAGAUAAAGACAGAGAAAGAAGAAUCAAACUCUGAAAAUCACCAGAACCCAAAGAAAAACUUGACAGCACCAUUUACUGAUGGGGCUUCCCCAGAGUUACAACCAGAAAUAUUACAGGAAAAGAUAAAGAAAGAACAAGCAGACCCUGAAGAUGAUCAGGACCCAGUGGAAAGUUCAUCAGUAGCAGUUAGUGUUGGGGGUGGGAACAUGAAGGCUGAGCACAGGUCUGACCUGCCCAAACCAGAGACUGACUCGGAGUCGGACACAAGAUCUGGCGACUGCUUCACAAGACUCGAUGGUUUUAUCUGCUAUAAAUGUGGCGAAACCUUCACCGUGAAUAGUCAUCUUCUCACCCACCACUGUGGGAAACACGAGAGAGUCGGCUCCAAAGAGAAACUAUUCAGCUGCACAGACUGCGGGAAGAAGUUUUCUUUAUUCCCUAGUUUAAUUACACACAAGAGAAUCCACGCAGGGGAGAAACCCUUCACCUGUACAGAAUGUGGGAAAACGUUUAAUAAAAAGCACUACCUGCGCAACCACCAGAGAAUUCACACAAAGGUGAAACAAUUCGCCUGUACAGAAUGUGAGAAACGAUUUACUACGGAGAGAGAACUCCAAACGCACCAAACCAUUCACACGGGAAGGGACCCGCUCACCUGUACAGAGUGUGGGAAAGUCUUUACUACAGAGAGAAGUCUAAAAACUCACCAAAUGGUUCACACGGGAAAGGGACCGUUCACUUGUACAGAAUGUGGGAAAAGCUUUACCACCGAGAGAAAUCUAAAAACUCACCAGAUGAUUCACACGGGAAAGGACCCGUUCGCCUGUACAGAAUGUGGGAAAAUCUUUACUACAGAGAGAAAUCUAAAAAUUCACAAAAUGGUUCACACGGGAGAGGACCCAUUCACCUGUACAGAAUGUGGGAAAAGCUUUACGACAGAGAGAAAUCUAAAAAUUCACCAAAUAGUUCACACGGGAAAGGGCCCGUUCUCCUGUACAGAAUGUGGACAAUGCUUUACUAGAGAGAGAAACCUAAAAACUCACCAAAUGAUUCACAUGGGACAGAACCCGUUCACCUGUACAGAAUGCGGGAAAAGCUUUACUGCAAAGUCCAGCCUUCGUGUGCAUGAAAGAACUCACACCGGAGAGAAACCAUUCACCUGUAGAGUGUGUGGGAAGAGUUUCGCUGACAGCCGCUCCCUUCAAGUGCAUAAAAGAAUUCACACCGGGGAGAAACCAUUCACCUGUACAAAAUGCGGGAAAUGUUUUUACGAGCAGAAGCAUUUAAAGAAGCACAAAUGCAAACCCUGUCGAUGUAGUCAGUGUCCACUAAUGUUCCGUGACACGGAAAAGCUUCGCGUGCACCAGGCGGUUCAUUCAGAUAAGAAAGCGCUCAAGUGUAAAUUAUGUGGGAAAUGUUUUUCUUGCAGGAGCCACCUUAAAAUUCACGAGAGAGUUCACACAGGGGUGAAACCAUUCACCUGUAAAGAAUGCGACAAAAGCUAUUUUUACAUCUCUGGUUUUGUUAGACACAUGAAACAAAAGCACCGAGAGGAAAAUGCUUCUUUAGAGGCUGCGAAGAUACAGUUCACCUGUGCAGUGUGUGGGCAAAGUUAUACUGAAAAGGAACAACUUAAAAUUCACCAAAGAAUUCACACCGGAGAGAACCCCUUCACCUGUACAGAAUGUGGGAAAAGUUUUUCUAAAAAGUGGCAACUUAACAUACACCAGAUGUUUCACGCGGGGGAGAAUCGUUUCACCGGUAUACAAGGUGGGAAACGUUUUACUGAAAAGCGCGCCCCUCCCAAACAUGAACUAAUUCACUCUAGGAAGAAACCAUUCACCUGUACAGAAUGUGGCAAAAGUUUUUCUGCAAAAUCCACAUUUUACGUCCACAAAAGAAAUCAUACUAGAAAGAACCGAUUCACCUGUACAGAAUGCGGGAAAAGUUUUACUGGAAAAGGAAGUCUUCAAACCCAUCAAAGAAUUCACACUGGAGAGAAACCGUUCACUUGUACAGAAUGUGGGAAGAGUUUUACUGGAAAAGGAAGUUUUCAAACCCACCAAAGAAUCCACACAGGUGAGAAACCCUUCACUUGUUCAGAAUGUGGCAAAGGAUUUGCUUCAGUGAACUACCUCCGUGUACACAAAAGAAUUCACACUGGUGCAAAACCGUUCACCUGCACCGAAUGUGGCAAAUGUUUCUCUGUAAAGAGCGUCCUUAACCGCCACUACAAAACUCACAUUGCAGAGAAACCGUUCUUUUGUGCGGAAUGCGGGAAAGGAUUUACUUCGAUGUAUUACCUUAAUGUACACAAAAGAAUUCACAAUGGAGAGAAACCAUUCACCUGUACAGAAUGUGGGAAAAGCUUUUCUAAUAAGGGCGCCCUUAAAUAUCACCACAAAACUCACACUGGAGAGAAACCGUUCGCCUGCACAGAAUGUGGGAAAAGUUUUUCUGUAAUGAGCACCCUUAAAUGCCACCUCAGAACGCACACUGGAGAGAAACCAUUCACCUGUACAGAAUGCGGGAAGAGUUUCACUGAAAAGAGUAUACUUCGAAAACACCAGAGAAUUCACACCGGUGAGAAACCAUUCGCCUGUACAGAAUGUGGCAAAUGUUUUUCUGUAAAGAGCGUCCUUAACCGCCACUACAAAACUCACACUGGAGAGAAACCGUUCACCUGCGCAGAAUGACGGAACCCUUUACAAAGAGUUAAAGUGCUAGAACUUCCCUGCUAGAAGAUGUAGAGUUGCUGUAUAAAGCUAAACGCUACUUGUAUUUUUGGCUAUAAAAUGUUUUCAGCUUACGAUGGGCAAAUGUGACGCUCAACUCUUUACAGUUGGGAGAAAUAUUUAGCCCAACAGAUAAAGUGCAGGAGCUUUUGCUAAAUCUAAGGCCGUGUUCCAGAGACUCUGCCCCAUAUCACUGCUGUCUCAUUGUAUCACAUUAGAGGCUUGACCAUAUAAUAAUAAUAAUAUAUAUCUAGCGCCUGAACACAAAGUCACACCAUAUUGUGCAGCUGUUGGGUAGGACGAGGGUUCUAAUACCUUGGGGUGUCCCAUGAGUCACCAGAUUUAGGUAAUGCCACUCAUUUUUGUGUUGACAUAAAGUACAAAGUGGAGUGAAACCAUGAGGAGGAGGAGGUCAGAGGAAGGAGUCACUGUGCAAUUGCUCAUGACAGCGCUAUAUAAAUAAAUGAUGAUGAUGAUGAUACACGGCAGGGUCUACUGGGAUUCACACAGUUAUUCCCGGGGGGCAAAAAUAAGAAUUGCUGGGAUAAGAUGAGAAAGAGAUUUAAAUCAAAUAACAGCGGUUCCUGCUAUUACUAAUGGGGGGGAGGGAAAUAGGGCAGUUUGGACGUCAUUCCCCUAGUGCCUUUAAUUUCCCUAAAAAAACAUAAAACCGUAACUAUUAACCUAACCUUAAACCCAAGAAGGAAUAAAUGAAAUAAAGGACCACGGAUACUCA